Molecule: messenger RNA, 959 nt
Organism: Corylus avellana
Lineage: Eukaryota; Viridiplantae; Streptophyta; Magnoliopsida; Fagales; Betulaceae
Product: S-adenosyl-L-methionine-dependent methyltransferases superfamily protein
Biological process (GO): rRNA methylation
Molecular function (GO): nucleic acid binding; rRNA (adenine-N6-)-methyltransferase activity
Source: RefSeq, a predicted model, not a curated record
AUUCCACAAUUCUCUCCUUCUCCGCUUCUGCUUCUGUUUGUGUGUUUCGUCCGAGGAUUCUUCUCCACACGAAAGAUGAAGCUGAAGCAACUAGAAGGCCUCCUUGGUGAUCUUCAACAGUUCUCCAACCCAAAGGCGGAGCUGGAGCAAUACCCAACUGGACCCCACAUUGCCUCUCGCAUUCUCUUCACUGCCGAGAAUUCAUUUGGGGAUGUGAGCAACAAGGUAGUGGCUGAUCUCGGCUGUGGCUGUGGUACAUUAGGUGCUGCAGCAGCUCUUUUGGGUGCAGAACAAGUUAUUGGCAUCGACAUCGAUUCACAAUCUCUUGAAAUAGCAUCACAAAAUGCAGAGGAUCUUGAGUUGGACAUAAAUUUUAUUCAGUCUGACAUCAAGAACUUAGGAUGGAGAGGUCAAAUUGUUGAUACUGUUGUAAUGAAUCCUCCAUUUGGAACCCGGACGAAGGGUGCUGACAUGGAUUUCCUCUUUGUGGCUUUGAAGAUUGCUUCACAAGCAGUUUAUUCCUUGCAUAAGACCUCAACAAGAGAUCAUAUCAAAAGGGCAGCCUUGCGAGACUUCAAUGCUAGCAGUGCUGAGGUUUUAUGUGAGCUUCGAUUCGAUGUCCCGCAACUAUACAAAUUUCACAAGAAAAAGGAAGUGGACAUUGCCGUGGACCUCUGGCGAUUUGUGCCCAAAGAUAAUCAAGGAAAGGAAGGAAAGGACACCUAGCUUCACAUCAAAUCAUGCAUAUGGGUUAUCAUAGUGGAAGAAUGUACUCACAAAAACAGAUGUAGGAAUGUGUCUUCAACUCUAUCCAAAUCCAUUGUAACAGGGCUUCUUGAAAACGAGAGCCAAUUUUAAGCAGGAUCAGAUCUCCCUACUCUUGAACACGAAAACAUGGUUUCACUUUUCAUGAUGGUCACCCAUUAGAAAUGCAGAGCUUACAUUUGUAAUGCCUAGGA